This is a messenger RNA of Peromyscus californicus insignis, 3799 nucleotides long. RefSeq names its product carnitine O-octanoyltransferase (gene Crot). The record is from RefSeq and is a predicted model, not a curated record. Gene Ontology annotation, molecular function: carnitine O-octanoyltransferase activity. Bases 1190 to 3028 code for a protein of 612 amino acids. NCBI's taxonomy places the organism in Eukaryota, Metazoa, Chordata, Mammalia, Rodentia, Cricetidae. The transcript is spliced from 18 exons. Gene Ontology annotation, cellular component: peroxisome.
UCUAUCAGUUUAAGAAUUCUAUCUUGUAAGCAAAAUUUAACAUUACCCGGAAUGUAACACAACCACGAGGGGUUGACAAGCUUACAGAGGUGGUUCAGCUUGAUUACAUAAUACCUCCAGCAAGCUGUACAGGCAUGAAUCACAUUAGUAAUUCUGUAGAAAACUGCUGACGAUUCACACCAAAUCCUUCAAUGACACAUAGCCUCAGUUCAGGGCAGACUUUACUACCAAAAGGAAUUCAGAAAGACAGAUUGCGGCUUUUAAUGCAUUAACUGAAAUGAAUUUUUAAAACCGUGUUGGAUACCAGACCACAGCAUGUAAAAUAUUUUUUCCUUCCACGGAAAUCUAACAGUGGAAGAAAUAAACUGUGUAUAUAUGAUGAAAAUUGAGACAAUUUAUUUCAGGAGGUAAAUGAAAAAUGCAUUGACCUAUGAAACUAAAUUAACCUCAUAGUCUUCCUCUAGAACUCCUAGAUACACUCUGAAUUAAAAAUGCUACUUCUUGGGCCAAUAAAAAACUCCAGACCAGUCCCAAGACUGAAGCUUGAACAUUCCUGGAGACUCCAAGGGCUUGCAGCAGAGGGCUGGCUGGGAGCUGGACAAAUCUCAAGUCUCGAAGAAGGCGACGAGGCCAAACCGGAUCUGUGCUACUGCUUUUCCCUUGCCAGUAGACAGGGUAAACAAUAACAUGCCUCUGUAAAUUCUUGCUUGGGUCAUGCAAAAGAGGCUCGCACUCACGAGGGGGCGGGGCGACUGGGCGUGAGAAGAGAAAGGAACACAGCGCCAAGCGGAGAAGAGGUUGGGUGAAAACCAGGCUGAGCCUGGCCUUCCUUACCCAUCCUCAGGGUUGUGCCCGUGCGUGGGCGGAGCCGCCCACAUCUCUCCGGACCACGGCCAACCUCCCGCAGCAUCCGGCAGGAAGCUGCUUUAGCCGGGACUGCGAAGCCGCUAAUCGGAUUUUCUGCUCGCGUUCCGGGGGUCCGCAGCCAGGGAUGCAACCCGAGCUUGGAAAACCGGCGGGGGCGGCACCAGCCUCUUUCCCCUUCCUGAUCGUUAGCUGAGCGCAUUUCUUCCUUCUUGCAGUCAUCAGCCUUGUUCAGGUUCCCGUGGUUUCAAAUCAGAAUUGUUCAAACUCCUGGCAGUCCUGAACACUUCAUCUUGGUUUACUGUUUUUCUACUUUGACUAUAUCAUGGAAAAUCAAUUGGCAAAAUCAAUUGAAGAACGGACAUUUCAGUAUCAGGAUUCUCUUCCACCAUUGCCUGUCCCUUCACUUGAAGAAUCGUUAAAAAAAUACCUUGAAUCAGUAAAGCCAUUUGCAAAUGAAGAAGAAUAUAAGAAAACUGAAGAAAUAGUUCAAAAGUUUCAAAAUGGAGUUGGUGAGAAAUUGCAUCAGAAAUUACUUGAAAGGGCUAAAGGAAAAAGAAACUGGCUGGAGGAGUGGUGGCUCAAUGUUGCCUACCUGGAUGUGCGUAUGCCAUCCCAGCUCAAUGUGAACUUUGUGGGUCCUUCUCCGCAUUUUGAACACUGCUGGCCUGCAAGGGAAGGCACUCAGUUAGAAAGAGGAAGUAUAAUUCUUUGGCACAACUUGAACUACUGGCAGCUGCUAAGAAGAGAAAAAUUGCCUGUACACAAAUCUGGAAAUACUCCUCUAGACAUGAACCAAUUCCGAAUGUUGUUUUCUACCUGCAAGAUUCCGGGAGUUGCUAGAGAUUCAAUUAUGAGUUAUUUUAGGACUGAGAGUGAAGGCCACUGUCCAACCCACAUUGCUGUGCUGUGUCAAGGCAGAGCUUUUGUCUUUGACGUGCUGCAUGAAGGAAGUUUGAUCACCCCACCAGAGCUCCUCAGACAACUGACGUAUAUCCACAAGAAGUGCUGGAGUGAACCCGCGGGACCCGGCGUAGCAGCGUUAACCAGUGAGGAGCGAACGCGAUGGGCGGAGGCCAGAGAAUAUCUGAUUGGUCUUGAUCCAGAGAACUUGACUUUAUUAGAAAAAAUUCAAACCAGUUUAUUUGUGUAUUCCAUAGAAGACACCAGUCCACAUGUAACCCCAGAAGAUUUUUCUCAGGUCUUCGAAAUGCUUCUUGCUGGAGAUCCAGCAGUACGCUGGGGUGACAAGUCCUAUAAUUUGAUUUCCUUUGCUAAUGGAGUAUUUGGCUGUUGUUGUGAUCAUGCUCCUUACGAUGCAAUGGUUAUGGUGAACAUUGCCCAUUAUGUUGAUGAGAGAGUCUUAGAGACGGAAGGAAGAUGGAAGGGUUCAGAAAAAGUCCGGGAAAUACCACUUCCUGAGGAGCUGGCUUUCACUGUGGAUGAGAAAAUACUAAGUGACAUCUACCAAGCCAAAGCCCAGCACCUCGAGGGGGCGUCGGAUCUCCAGGUCGCAGCACGUGCCUUUACAGCUUUUGGCAAAAAGCUCACCAAGAAGGAGGCCCUGCAUCCUGACACCUUUAUUCAGCUCGCACUUCAGCUCGCCUACUACAGACUUCACGGACGCCCUGGUUGCUGCUAUGAAACAGCUAUGACAAGAUACUUUUACCAUGGCCGAACAGAGACCGUACGCUCGUGUACAGUGGAGGCAAUUAGGUGGUGCCAGUCAAUGCAGGAUCCCUCUACCAGUCUUCUUGAACGGCAGCAAAAGAUGUUACAAGCUUUUGCAAAGCAUAAUAAGAUGAUGAAAGAUUGUUCAAAUGGAAAAGGAUUUGACCGUCACCUUCUAGGUCUUUUGCUUGUAGCAAAAGAGGAAGGCCUCCCUGUUCCAGAGCUAUUUGAGGACCCUCUUUUCUCCAGAAGUGGAGGAGGCGGGAACUUUGUUCUUUCCACAAGUCUGGUUGGUUACUUACGAAUCCAGGGAGUCGUGGUUCCCAUGGUACACAAUGGAUACGGGUUUUUCUACCACAUCCGAGACGACAGGUUUGUGGUGGCAUGUUCAGCCUGGAGGUCAUGUCCGGAGACUGAUUCAGAAAAGCUAGUUCAGAUGAUUUUUCAUGCUUUCCACGAUAUGAUACAGUUGAUGAACACCGCUCAUCUUUAGAGAUUCAGAGACAGACACAGAUCAACUCGGUACAGAGAGUAGAUGGAGAAAUGACCUGGAAGGAAUGUUGACUUAAAGGAGGAGACUUGUUAAGUGUGGUGAUUAGUAGUCUUGCUCUCUAGAUUUAUUCUACCUUAGAAGGUGGAAGCAUCUUAAAACUUCCGGUGUUGCAGCAGCAAUGUGAAGUCAGACAUAGUGACACAGAACGUCUGUGCAAUGUCUAAUGGAAGCCUCAACAAUGCACUCUCACGGUUGUGACAAUGCAAAUCCUACUCUAACGUUAAAAUACCUUUCUUGGCACAUGUAUAGACUGCAAGUCCUCUGUGAACAUAAUUGUAGACUAUUUUUCAAGCACUUUUAAUAUUUUCUAAUUGCCAGAGGUUAUAUAAAGCACAUGGUUAGAUGCUAACUUCCCUGAAGUCAGUGCCUUCCACACCCAGUACAGGGAUACAAGCCUAUUAGGUUUCAUGGGAAAACCACUACAGUUCAAUAGUGAUCUCAAAAAGCUCCUUUGAACAGACAAAAGAAUCAAGUUGUAUUAGAAGUAUUUACAUUAAUACAGAAAAAAAAUCCCAGCAAAACUCAUAUGAUACAUUGUAAUUCAUUCUGUGAAUACAAAAUUAAGGCACUUCCAUUUAAACUUAAUUGUUAGAGGUAGUGACUUUGAAAGGGUUAAAUGUUGAAUAUUAUUCUCAGGACUUUACAGUUGUUUCCCAUUGAUAUUCACUUGUGUGGUUUAUAUUUUCAAAGAAUAAAGCAUCCAGAAUCAUA